Messenger RNA from Lactuca virosa, 587 nucleotides. The record is from the annotation of a GenBank genome assembly. Lineage: Eukaryota; Viridiplantae; Streptophyta; Magnoliopsida; Asterales; Asteraceae.
GUUGUAUGUCGUUUGCCAACAUUGGUAUCAUAAAAACCCCAAACAAAAAGAAAGUUGCACUCUGUAAUUUACUUGCCAAGAUCCGCGGCAAGGAAAUGGAGAAAGGGACUAACAGUAACACCGGUGGUGGAUCAAGUGGCUACUGGUGGUGGGUCGCCGCCAGCGGCGUCCAAGUGGCUUGGGGCAUAUACUCCUUCCGCAAAGGCUACUCCGGCGACUCACGACUCAUGCCCCUCAAAGCUUUUGGCGUAGCUUCUCUCUUCGUCGGCGCCACAGCAACCGCCACUGUCGGAACCUUUAGUGCCUCCGGCAUCCACUCGGUGAAGGAUGCCAUGGAACUUGGGGCAAAUAUAAGGUCUGGGCUUGGAGUCAAGGGUAGGGGAUAAAUCAAGUAAUCUCUUAAAUCAUUUUGCUUGAGGUACAUAUUUUGGUUAUUCAAAACCAGAUAGAGAUAACAAAUAACAAAUAACUGAUAAUCACUCCAAUGUGGUGUAAGGUUUUGGAUAUUGUUAUGGGGAUGUAGGUCUUGAUUUUGAUUUUGAUGGUAAUCCGUGAGCUAUGGAUAUUGCUUCUUGAAUUGUUUCUGA